Molecule: messenger RNA, 2307 nt
Organism: Bursaphelenchus okinawaensis
Lineage: Eukaryota; Metazoa; Nematoda; Chromadorea; Rhabditida; Aphelenchoididae
Source: the annotation of a GenBank genome assembly
AUGAAAAAGGAGUCAGUGUCGGUUGACGACGAACUGAAGGUGAGCGUCGAUGAUGAGAAGAAAGAAUCAAAUGAUGCCGCUAAAAAGCCGAGUGAUGAAGAGGAUGUUAAAGUUGGUAGGCUGUUUAUGUUUUCGGGAAAAAAUUUUUAAAUGGGGGUGGAUUUUCAAAAACUUUUUGUUUUUUUACAGUGUAUGAUAAAUGUUACAUCUUUUUAUAAUAAAUGCUACAGUAAUGUUAUUAAUUUUACAGUAGGAGUAAGUUGUUCAGUUGAAAACGGAGUCUUUUCUUGCACGACAGAUGCUGAUAAGGGAUUCAACGUGACUAAUCGUCUUCGUGAUGUAUUCAAGUUCGAAAUGGAUAAAGAGCUCUUUCAAGUCAUUGAUCUUACUGUAGAUGUGGAAAAGGUAAGCUAUAUGUUGGCUUUUGGUAUAGGAAGUGGGAAAAUGGCAAAAACUUCUAAAAAUGGCAAAAACUUUAUUUACAGAAAAAUUGCAAAAACUUUCUUUCCAAAAACAAAAAUGACAAAAACUUUGUUUACAAUGUAAUAAUUUAAGUUACAACUUCGUCUGACCGGUAAAGGACUAGUGUUAACUACUGAACCUCCAAAUGGCAUCAAAUUCGCAGAUCUUAUAGUGCAGAUGGAGCAAGAAGCUGUGGAUAGUCGAAGCGAGUUUACUCGAAUGCUCAAAACGUACAUGAAACAACAAAAGAAACAGGUAUAGUACUGUAUUUUUAUUAUAGUAAAGCAGGUACUUUUUAGUAUAGUAUAGCACGUCACAGUACAAGUACUAUGCAGUUUCAGUGCUAUACAGUAUGUUACAAGUACUACUCAGUACUAGUGCUAUACAUUGCAAGUACUGUAACAUAAUAUUAUAUUUCAGUAUUUGAAAAUAUAGUAUAGUACUAUAUAGUAUAACAGUACUGUACAAUAUAGUAUGACAUACUUAUUAUUUCAGGUCAAGAUGCGUGUAGUCCGACUGGUAUUCCAAUUACCGGUCGAUCCGAAACGCAUGCCUAUGGGCUACGAUUCUCCACGAGGAUUCACGUACCUGACUGGAGUAAUGUAUCGUUUCCCCGUGCUGAAAAUGUCAUUGUCUAUCAAGUCGUACAUGAGCAAGAUCUUUGUUUGCGAAGCACCUGAGGGCACAGCGGCUGGGUUAAGUCUACAACAAGGUGAUGCUGUACUGGAUGUAAAUGAAGUUCUGGUGGCUACGGUGGGCGAAACGAAAAAGAAAAUUAUGGACAGUAUAUACAAUAAGGGUUACGGUAGGUUUUUAUAAUGAAGUUGUAGGGUAGGAUACGGUAGGAUUGAUAACAUUAGGUUAAGGUAGGGUUGGAAAUGGAAGAUGGAAGUGUAUGGUAGGGUAAGGUAGGGUAGGGUUAUGUCACGGUGGUGUAAGUAAAAUACGGCUCCCACGUUUCAUUUUCAAUUAUCAUAUUUGUCAUACUGUAUUUUCAGUCACUAUGCUAAUAGAACGGCCGAACGACGACGCAGCAUUUCAAUUUUGUCGUAUGGUCUUGAAUUUUAAGAAAACACCCCCGAAGGACCUGGGCUUGGCCAAAGAUGUUAGAGAUAUUUGCCGAAAACAACGAAAACUUUUGAAAAUUUCUGAUCCCCAACCGGAAAGAUCGAUCCUAAAAGAACAUAGUGGAGUUUGUAUCGAGCCGAGAAGAGUCAAAAUUGCCAAUGAGGCUACGGAGAUUCCAAUUUCUGCCCAGGGCAAUCCAAAGCUAUUGGUAAGGUCAAAAAAUUUAGGGAAAAUUUUAAAAUAAUGAUUUUUUGUGAAAAGGUCCUUAAAAUCAGAAAUUGAAAAAGUUUUUUUAGUAUUGUGUUCUAGUGCUAUUUUUAGGUAUCAGUAUCAAGAUAUUUUAGCAAAAAGUUUUUAGUACUAUUUUCAAAAACUACUUUUAGACAUCAGUACCGAAAUUAAAAAAAAAUUUUGAUUUAUGACCAAUUUAUUAGGUUGUUCACAUAAUUCUGCGCCCCCUUACCCCGCAAAUUUGCUUUGGGAGGGGGCGCAGAAUUAAGUGACCAACCUAAUAUUAUUAUCUAAAGCAACAGCACUAAAAGUUAAGCAAAAAUUUGUAGUAUUAUUCUCAAGUACCACUUUCAGGCAUCAGUACCACCGAAUGCGACCGAAUCUUUGUUGUCCAAACUCAAAGUUUCUUCACCAGAUCGAUCGGGGGAAAGAGUCCAAAAGACGGAUAAUUCGAGUGAUUCUCAAGUACCAAACAGUCCCAGUAAUACCAGUCAACAAGACAUGAAACGAAGUCGAAGUUUUCGUUCUAUCGGAAGAAAUCGUUAA